This is a messenger RNA of Bactrocera dorsalis (oriental fruit fly), 7602 nucleotides long. RefSeq names its product mucin-22. The record is from RefSeq and is a predicted model, not a curated record. Bases 1308 to 6110 code for a protein of 1600 amino acids. The transcript is spliced from 9 exons. Lineage: Eukaryota; Metazoa; Arthropoda; Insecta; Diptera; Tephritidae.
CUCGAAACGCGUUUAUGAAUGGUUUAACGCUGAUGUGCGGUACGAAAUAUUGAGAAACAAUUGUUCGAUUAAUUACAACAACAAAACUUAUAAUAACAAAUAUAAAGUAGUGCAAUAACAACUAUAUACUUAUACACAUAUAUAUGUAUAAUGUGCAUUUAAAGCUUUCGUGUUUGAAUCUUUCGAAUUGGUACAAUCGUUAAUUCGAAUCGGUUAUACAUGAGUGAUAUUUUGUGAAUGGAUUUUUAACAACAAAUUAUUUCAAAGUCACUGUUGUUAUAUUUUGACUGAACAGUCACCAAAAAUAUACGAAGUUUGCAUACAAAUGAAAGCAUGCAAGAAAAAUGAAACAUAUAAAAGUGCCCAUAUAUGCGUCUGUAUGCAGAAAAUAAAGCAACUGAAACACAUAUGAUAUAUAAUAGUAUAUAAAAGUCUGAACAAUUUACUUAUCUCUUCGCUCAAUUUUUAUUACUUUUCAAUGUUGUUGUGGUUCUUAGUGUUGUUUCUAUUUGUUCAUUUAGAGCUACAGCAGUUAUCGGCGUCUACAUUUUCUUGAAUUUCAUUUGCUUAUUAAUUUGUAUGGAAACAAUAAUAACAUAUUUUUCUUGUCAACAUCAGCAAAGUACGGAGCGAGCAUGUAACAGCAAAGUACUAUAACCGCAUUUGUAGUUAUACAUGUAUACAUACAUAUAUAUAUUGUUAUAAUCCACUUACUUUCAAUAUUAAAAAUAGUAUUAGUGCAAAUAAAAAAAGUUACUUUGGGUAAUUGCAACUGUAAAAAGCUUGUAAGCUUAUAUUGAACCCAACAAUAACAUUAUUUUCAAUACAAAAUGCAUAAGACUUGGCUUAUGUAAAGAUAAUCUUUGUUCAGUAAUAACUUGUUUGCCCAAAAUAACGGUAAAAGUUAAUUUUUGUAUUUACAUAUUGAAUGGGUUAUAAAAAUGUGAAUAUUAAAUAAAAAAUAUCGUGCUGCGUUAAUAACAAAGGAAUAAUUACUUAUAAAAAAAUUAAAGCAAAAAAAAAAAUCAACAAAAAGCAAUCAUAUAAUAAGAAAUCACCACAUGUUUUCACGCCGAAAAAAGUGCAUUGCAAGAAAUAAUAAAUGAGUUCUUGUGUAACAAAAAAUUAAUUACUAAAUUUUUGGCAAACAAAAGGCUUACAAAAUUAAUAACAACAGCAACACAAUAUAAGUUGUUUAAAAAAACUGUCUUAACGGUGGGUGAAAAAUAAAUAAAAGUAAAUAAUAAUAGCAACAAGAAUAAGGAACUGCACAUACUAAGCGCGGAUCCGACGCACACGCACAUAGCAUGGAAAUACCAGCGCUUCGCGGCCUCAAUGGCCUGCUGUUGAUACUGGCGGCUUCACUGCUUGCUGUUGUACAGUCACAAGAUACAUCGGGCUACUAUUUUGCCACACCCAACACACAGACGCGCUUUGUGCCAUCCGCUGCGUUCCAGUCGAAUCGUCAGCCCGCGCAGGCGGCUUAUUUGACAGCGUCACGUGGUGGCGGCAAUGCGUUGUCCAAUGGUGCUUACACCCAACCGGGUUCAUAUCAAGAGCAGCUGCUAUUCAUCAGCAAUGAUGGCAAGCAGCAGCAGUCACAACAACCGGCUUCAUCGGUGGCAUAUUCGCCGUUUGGUGCGCAAAUUUCGCAAACCCGCAAUCCCGAUUACUACGACAUUUCACCGCGCCCCUUUGGUUCGCCCGCUUCAACGGGCCUCAGCACCGCAGCUAGUGGGUUUUCUCGUUCCAAGGCAAUACGUCCGAUCGGUGGAGGUUUUGUGCCAUCACAACAAAGUUCCGUACGCGCGAAUGUACCACAUCAGCAGUCACAAUUUUUGGCACAUUUCAAUGAGCCGGCUACAUCCUCCGCCAAUCGCCCAUCAGCGAAUAGCUUAUCUGGCUCGUUUCAACGACCUUUCGGCAGUAGCGGCUUCGUGCCCAGUUCUAAUCGUAAUCGUCCAGUCGCCGCAGCUUCUAGCGGCUCGAACUACAAUACCGAUUUAUCACCAAAUUCAAGCCAGUCCGCAUUCUCGCAACCAUCUUUCAAAAACACGCGCAAUCGUUUCCAACCUAGUAACGCUAAUUCGGCUGCUGCCUCAGCCAGCACGGAAUCGCCAGCGUCUAGCACGAAACGAUACAACCGCUUCGGUGCAAGUCGUUCGCAGAAUACACUAAAAGCACAACAACAACCGACUCCUUAUAAUACACCUGAAACCUCAUCACAACGUCCCACAUUUGGACGGGUUACUGGCAAUAAGUCGACCAGUUUUCAACCGAGACGACCAGUUUUCAUUAGCCGAGAGAUUAACGAACCCGUAAAUGUGGCGAAAGUGCAGAGACCGUUCUCUGCCGGACGUGUCAAGUUGCCCGUCAAAGAGGCUCUCUUCAAGCAAUCCACGACAGCUUCUGUGAAAACGACAUCAGCCAUUACACCCACCAGUGAUAGCGAGGAAUAUUACGAGGAUGAAAGUGGUAGCCAAGCGGAUAUGAGCUCCACAAAAGAAACAAGUCUGGAAAAGUUGGAACUGCAUGAAGCCGAAGAGACAACGGUCUCAGUUAUAACAACUGCAGAUACAACACAGUCCACAAUAAGCGCUGAGGGCGAAGAGACAACAGCUCUGCCGUUAGAUGAUGACAAAUCAGAAGCGACCGUUGAGCAAGUGAAUGAGGAAAACACGAGUAAUGAAUCAAAUUACGAAUCAAUAGAUGUCACCACACAUCGUAGCUCGGAGUACGAGUAUGAAUAUGCGGAUGAAGAAGAAUCCACAGAGGCUACUGUAAAGGAAAUUAAACCAAAACAGUCUUCGACUACUUCAGCGAGUGAAAUCACCACUACAAUCCCUACCACAGUAGAAGUAUCAGCGAUCACUACAGAGCAGCCUCAGACAAUCUUAAGCAAUCGGGAAGUUGAAGAGUCAUUAGAGAUACUAACGACUGCAAAUCACGACACAACUACCGCUAUGCCUGCAAAUCAUAAAACGACUGAAUCUGAACACUCGGAAGAUAACGAAGACGCAAACUAUGAAGGUAGCGCUGAAUACGAUGAAGACGAGUACGAAGAAGAAGAUGAAGAAUUUGAGGAAACGGAAGAUGUAAGUCAAGAACCAGUAAAUAAUAAGGACAUUAUCGAUCGCGAGGUCAUAUCAGUAGUGACUACCAAAAGCGUGGUGAAUGGCUCAACCGCCUACCCCACACCGGUUACACAACGUACAACAACUGUUUCCAGUGAGGAAGAAGCCAUCUUUAUGGAAAAUAAAGUACAACCGGCUAAAAUGGAUAAAGUGGAAGCAGCCGAAGUUGAAGUUGCCGAAAAGGGCGCCGACAAUUCUACAACCAAUGAUGAUUCUAUGAGUAAUACAACCGAGAGUUAUGUUGUAAUCGCCUCCAUACAAACAAGCCGUAGUAUAAAUGGUGCACGAUUCCUACCUUUCCCCGCUAUUGAGCAAGAGGAAACCAAGCAGACCCUCUCCGAGCUGGAACGCAAAAUUCAUGCACAAAAGACAGCGUCGAAGAAAACUCAUAAAGACAUGGAAACAGACGAAGUCUCAGAAAGUGGUGAGGAAUUAAUGGCGAAUGUAACGGAGAAGUCCAGCACGAAUGUUGCGAUCUCUUCAACUGAAAGCAUUAUCGAUAAAUUAGAUCGUGUGCAAUCGGAACUGUCUAGUGGUCUACUCUCUGGAAAAUAUCCCAUUAUUACCGAAAUGGAUGUGUCGACAAAGGCCACCACUACUACCUCAGGUUCGAAAUUCGUACCAAAUAUACGUAAGUUCCAGCCAAAGACUACCGCCGCCUCAAAAGUGAAGGUGCAUCAUUUCGAUGAGAGUGAAAUGGAUGAGUUGGCUGGCUUAUUGCCAGUAGGUUUCAAACCACGUCCAUCGUAUAAGAAUCGUAAGAUUACUACUACAACGUCUGCUGCACCAGAGGUGGUAGAACCUGAAGGGAAAAAACCAACUCGUAACUCCACAAUUGGUCGCUCAUUUAAGAAUAAUGCUGUAAUUGUACAGGACGUCGCCCUUGCAGGUCUUUUACCUAAAGGAUAUAAGCCACCAACCACAACAGAAGCCACUACCAAAGCCGAUAUCACAGAUCUCUUCAGUAAAAUUAAGUUCGACGAUAGUCUAGAAAAGUUACUGCCGAAGGACUAUAAAGAGAAAGCAGUCACGACAGCCAAACCGGCUGUAACGCUUGUGGAUGAUAUCUCCAAGUUCUUACCACCGGGUUACAAAUUAUCUUCCACUACCACAGCACCAACUAAGAAAUCUGCUGUUGCCGUACUAGACGAUAUCAGCAAGCUUUUACCACCUGGUUACAAAUCACCUUCUAAAUCCUACGAUGAAACUGAUGAAUUAGCCGGUGGUAUUAUACCGUUGAAGGCUAACGACAUAUCCAAACUUCUACCACCGGGUUAUAAACUCAAUGAGACAAGUACUAAGGACAUUUUACCAGUUCCCGAGAGCAUCGACAUUUCACAGUUAUUACCGAAAGACUACAAACCUAACGCAACCACUGAGAAACCCGUAGAAACAGUCGAAGUAAAAACCUUCAAGGAUUCUAUGACAGCAAUGAAAGCUGCUUCAACUACUGAAGCAAGCUCCUCCGCAGCACCUGAAGGGGUCGACAGCACUACUGCUGCUUCUGGUUUCAAGGUAGUCUUUCCAAAAGGCGUACACAAACGAAUAGGCGCGCAACGUUUGACCACACCGCGUACAACUGGUGGCGAUAAUGCCAGCGAAGUGGGCAACUCACCAGCAGUGGUCAUAAAGAAAGGACCGCCUACACGUGCAACUACCGAGUUCACGGGUUGGCCCACACCAUCCACAACACCCAUAUCUAUCGAGAAAUUGCUGGAACAAAGCAGAACGGUGAGUAUUAACUUUGAGGAUCUACUUUCGUCCAGCAGCACCAGUACUACAACGACGACAACCACAACAACAACGACCACAACUCCACGACCUACAAAACCCGGACACUGCACGUCCGAUUGUGACCUCGCAGCAACGAUAAAGAUUAUAGAUGGGCUUGCAUGGAAGCCGGAACUACUAGAUCACAAUACAGUCGAGUGGAAGAAUCUAGCGCAUGAAGUGGAGGCAGAGCUUAACGAGGUCUACUCGAAGGCGCCGCAAUUGUCUCGCUGGUACAAAAAAGUACGCAUUGACAGCUUUAGCCAGGGCAGCGUGCUUGUGGAUUACUAUGUAGAACUUGCAAACAUCACCGAAGAUGUAAACACUUUAGAGAUCAAAAAACUCUUCCACGAUGCUUUGACUCACCCGCCACCAGAGAUGAUUUUGGCACACAAACCCGUUACGGAAAACGAAACCGACAAUGAGGAUGAGAGCGGUAACAAUAAUGCGCAAUAUCGCGAAGGGAAGGAGGAAAAACUAAUCAAGGAGACAUUCUUAAUGGGAAAAUAUGUUAUAGAUCCAUCGGCCACAGACUUUAGUGUGAUACCCAAGUCCCUCUCACCUAUGGUUGAGUUUGCCGAAGAAGAUCAACUGAUACCUCAAUGGGCGAUUGUGAUAAUUGUGAUAGGUGUGGGCUCAUUGAUCUUCGUUAUAAUUUUUGGUGUGACUGUGCUACUUAACCGGCAAAAGCGCUCCAAAAAGACACCCAUACCACUAACCAACGAUAUGUUGAAUGAGUUGAAGAUCAAUCACAUGGGUGGUGCGGAUAAUUAUGGCGUCGAUGAUUUCUAUAACAUAGAUGAUGCUUGGAACGACACUAAGCAACCGAUUAAACCAAAGCGUUUCACGAAUUCCCUGCACGGCAGCAACGGUUCUAAUAUCUACGACAGCUGGCGCUCCACACGUCACGGCGAUUAUUUGUAUGAUUCUCAAACUAAUUACUCACAAAAGGGUGACUCUUUGCAACGUGCUCACCAUCAUAAUAAUCAUCAUCAGCAUCAUCAUCACCACCAGCAGCAACAACAUCAGCAACCACACCAUCAACAACAACAUACGAUGUCACAGCAUCAGCACCCAUAUCAUCAGUAUCCUGAUGCCUUUGCGGAUGCGCAUCCAAUGUACACGUACAACAACAAUAGCGGUAGCAAUAGCAAUCAUGCGAGUCGAGCGUCUCGUUAUCAGCGAGACUACGAUCCAGACUUUUAAGUGAUACAAGCAGAAGUGUUGAAGGAGGUAAAGGUAAAUCAAUUAUUAGUAGCGGAAAUUUCAGAGAAUUCAUUAUAGAAAGCUUAUAUGGUUUAUGCUUAAAAAUAUAAACUCUUAAGUGAGGUUAGAAACGAAAAAGAAAUUGACUUAAUACAUAUCUCGUUUAGCUGCAGUUAAAAUUUAUAAAUUCCAGCUGAUUAUAUUUAAUACCCACAUAUAAAUGAAGAAAUUACAAAUGAUAUGCAUAAAACGAAAAAUACUCAAAUCACAGACUAGCAGAUUAAUAAUCUGUUACGUAUGAAAUCUAAUUGUGUAUGAAAAUUAUAGGAAAUAUAUUUAUUAUUGUAAAAAACAGCACUCAUUAAACGAUGUUGUUAUACCUAAACUAUUUCUAAUAAAAACGAAAUAUAACGAGUUUAUUUAAACUGUUAAAAUCCAAGAAAUCCUAAUGAUUAGUCUUCCUGCGCGGCGAAAUUUACCCCGCUUUAAUGCUAUUUCGCUUCUAAACAUAAAUUUCACGUGCCUUUUGAAAAUUUUUAAGUAACUGCUUUUUAGAAAAAUUAUGAAAACAAAAAAAGCAAAAGCUAGAAACAAAAAUUAAAACAAAAUUAUUGAAAAUAAUAAAACAAAAAAAUUUUAAAUGUGAAACAUCGUCACCUUUAACACACUGUAUAUAGUGUUUAAAACGUUUCGAUAUAUAUUAUACUUCAUUAUACUCGUUUAUAUGAACACUGCAUUGUAAGCGGCCGACUCGAGUUAAAACGAGUUGAAAUUAGUCACGAUUAGUGUUAAAUCACUUUUAGGAAACAUAAUAAUAUUGUCUAAUUUAGUCUUGUACGAACAACAAAAAAAUUAACAAUAUAUUUUUUAUAAAUUAAUGCGUAAGCAAAAUUAAGUUAAUAUAAUAAUAUAUAAUUUAACUCAUGGUUUGUAAUUAUAAUUAUAAUAAAAAUAUAACAACAAAUAUACAUACAUGGUAUAAAUACAUAUAAAUUGGGCUUUUAUUUGUUGAGGUUAAAUAAUUAAAAAAAGUUAAGAUAUUGAGGCAUUUACUCGCGAUAAAACUAUUUGGGCCCCUAGUGAAUGGUAUACCAUGAUUUCAAACGCAAGAACUAAUCCCGAAAUAAUGAAUAAUUCUGAUUUCAAAAAUUGGAAAACAUUUUCUCAAACUAUGUUUCCCACUUCAAUUAAAAUCUCUUUUCCAAAAUUACGUUCUGCUUCGUUAGAAAAAAAUAAUCCUAUCAUGAAACUUAAGUACGGAUAUUUUGACGAUUCCAAAAUUGAAGAAUACGAUCUUAACUCCAUUGUAAGAUCAAGACGAAAUAAUUCUUUAAUAGAAAAUGGACCUCUACGCUUAUAUGAUAAUUUAUUAAAAAUUUCUUCAAAAAAAUACAAAGAUCGAAAAACACUAUGUGAUAAAAACACAAUACCUACAAGAUUUCACAGCGAAUUUUUAAAUUUGAAAUACGAUAAAUUAUUAAAGAUGUUCUAC